Molecule: messenger RNA, 2394 nt
Organism: Notolabrus celidotus (New Zealand spotty)
Lineage: Eukaryota; Metazoa; Chordata; Actinopteri; Labriformes; Labridae
Product: protocadherin alpha-C2
Exons: 1
Coding region: 1-2394 (797 amino acids)
Biological process (GO): homophilic cell-cell adhesion
Cellular component (GO): plasma membrane
Molecular function (GO): calcium ion binding
Source: RefSeq, a predicted model, not a curated record
AUGCAGUCUUGUGUACGGUACGUGUCGCUUUUUAUUCUCUUCUCUUUUAAUGAUCACGUAACUUGCUCUGUGACUCAUUAUUCGAUACCCGAGGAGAUGAAAGAAGGAUCAGUUGUUGCAAACCUUGCUUCUGAUCUGAGCUUGGAUGUCAAAACACUAAAUCGGCGGAAGAUGCGACUUGACCUUAUUGCCAACAAAAAAUAUCUGGAUGUGAACAAAGAGACUGGGGAACUAUAUGUUGUAGAGAAAAUUGACAGGGAAUCCCUUUGUUCAAAAACGCUGACAUUAUGCUACUUGAAAAUGGAAGUAAUACUCGAAAAUCCUUUGCGAAUUUUUAACAUAGAACUAGAAAUGUUGGAUAUAAAUGACAACGCCCCACAGUUUAGGAGAGAUGCCAUACAUCUGGAUAUCUCUGAAGCGACGCCAGCUGGGGAAAGAUUCUCAUUAAGCAACGCUGUUGACCCGGAUGUCGGAACUAAUUCUGUGAAAACGUACAUCAUUACUGAAAAUGAACACUUUACUAUUGAAAUUCAAACUGGAAGAGAUGGGUCAAAAUUUGCCGACUUGAUCUUAAAAAGUGCCUUAGAUCGAGAGCAGCAGUCUGUUCAUAAUCUAAUACUAACAGCUGUAGAUGGAGGUACACCUGCCCGCUCUGGCACUGCAAGUGUUAUUGUUCAUGUUUCAGACACAAAUGAUAAUGCACCUACUUUUGACAAAGCUAGUUAUACUAUAAACAUUGUAGAAAAUUCUCCCAUAGGAAGCCUUGUUAUUCAUCUGAAUGCUACAGACUUAGAUGAGGGAUCAAACUCUGAUGUAACUUACGCAUACAGUUUAUAUACAUCAGAGAAAACACAGGAAACAUUUCACCUGAAUCCUUCCACUGGUGAAAUCACUGUUAAAGGAAUGUUAAAUUAUGAAGAGUUCAGGAUUUAUGAUAUGGAAGUUAUAGCGACCGACAAAGGAGCCAACAGUUUGUCAGGACAGUGUACCAUAAAGAUCCUGGUAGAGGACAUGAACGACAACCACCCAGAAAUAUCUAUUAAAUCAUUUCAGAGUCCAGUCAAUGAAAACAUAGAGUUAGACACAGUGAUAGCUGUAGUCAGUGUGAGUGAUAAAGACUCUGGUGAUAAUGGAGUCGUUGAUCUUCAUAUUCCAGAUACGAUGCCUUUCAAACUGAGAGAGUCCUCUGAUAACUAUUAUGAAUUAGUGGUGUCAGAGCCGUUAGACCGUGAGAAGGUUCCAGAAUAUGACAUCACCUUCACGGUGACAGACAGAGGCUCUCCUCCUUUAUCUGACAAUGAAACUAUGACAUUAGAGCUGCUGGAUGUCAAUGACAAUGUCCCACAGUUCCCUCAGUCAUUUUAUACCAUACGUGUGAUGGAGAAUAACGCACCUGGAGCCCUGCUCAGCUCCCUCACUGCCUUUGACCCUGACCUCCAUGAAAACCAGUAUCUCGUUUAUUUCAUCCUGGAGAAGGAGAUAGCUAACACCUCCAUGUCCAUGCUGUUCUCCAUCAAUCCAGAGAACGGCAAUCUUUACGCACUGAAAACUUUUGACUAUGAGAUCGAGAAGGAGUUUCUAUUCCACAUCGAGGCCAGAGACUCUGGCUCUCCCCCGCUCAGCAGUAAUGUCACGGUCCACAUUAUCAUUGUGGACCAGAACGACAACGCUCCGGUCAUUGUGUCUCCGUGGCGCGCGCACGGCUCGGUGGUGGAGGAGAAGAUCCCCAGGUCCACCGAUAAAGGCUCUCUGGUUUCCAAAGUGAUAGCUUUGGACACAGACUCUGUGCACAACUCAAGGAUUACCUACCAGUUUCUACAGGUGACAGACGCCACCUUGUUCAGUCUGGACCAGUACAACGGAGAGAUCCGGACUAUGAGGAUGUUCAGCUACAGAGACCCGCGCCACCUGAGACUGGUCGUUGUUGCCAAGGACAAUGGACAGCCCGCUCUCUCUGCAACAGUCACCAUCAAGCUGUCCACGGUGGAGACUGCUGUGAAGACCUACUCUGACAUGACUGAGGAGCCUCUGGGGUACGACAUCUUCUCAGACCUCAACCUGUAUCUGGUCAUCGGCCUGGGCUCGGUGUCGUUUCUCCUGCUCAUCACCAUACUGGUCACCAUCGUGCUCAAGUGUCAGAAAAGCAACCACAGCAAAGCGGCUCCUCCCUGCAGGAACAGUGUGAUCAGUGAGAGGAACUCCACCAUCGCAGACUCCACUCUGGUCUCCAAUGAUGCCUACUGGUACAGUCUGUUUCUAGCAGAGACCAGGAAAGGAAAGAUGGUGGUCAGACAGCCUGUGCCAAAGGGCUCCAGAUACAUCGUGUCCAGUCUCCCGAGAGGAACAGGACUCACAGACAGUAGUGGCUCAGCAGCCUCCACUCUGCAGGUAUGA